GCGACGGGCGGGGGCGGAGAGUGGGGGGCUGGGAGGCGGAGAGGCUGCGAGGCCCGAGCGUGAGGAGUGCGUGUGGACAGAGUGGCCGCCGUGUCGUGGGGUUCCUGCAGCCGGGCGGGCGGCGGGCGGCGGGCAGCGAUGCCGGGUCGCUGCGGGGGCCCCAGCAGGUCCGGGCGGGCGGCCCCGCGGCCGUGGGGGAAAAGAUGGGGUGCUGGGCCGUGUCGAGGCCGUGGAGCCAGGCGCCAGGCGAGGUCUUCGGUCGGGGAGACGCGCUGUGUGGGUGCAGAGAAUAGGCGAGGCCGGCGGCGGCCUUGGGGGAGGAGACGAGCUGUGGAGCCCACGGACCCCGCCGCCGGUGCGGACGACGAGACAGCCGGGAGCGCAGGCUCCACGGAGGCUGCAAGGGAUUCCAGAGCCGUGUGGGUGAACGGAGCCGUGGGGGAACCCCAGGUGGUGGGGCCGGUCGGCUCCGUGUGGGUGACUGGGUCAGGGCAGGAGGAGGAGUCUGACGAUAGCAGCCCCCGGGGCUGCGACAGGAAAGGCCGGCCGGGCUCCGAGAGCAUCCUGGAGCUGUGGCUGAAGGUGCGCGCUAUGAGGGCGGCUUCAGGCUGCACGGGAGGAAGCCGAGUGGAGCUGCAUCCUGUCGCUGCAGGGGAGGGACCCGUGGAGCUGGGAGUCCCUGGCCAAGCGUCGUGGGUGGAGACCAGCCGCUGUGGCCUUACCGGACCCUGGGUGAAGGGACAGACCAGGGCCUUCCUGCCGGCCACCGCUGCUGUCCUCUCUAUGCCUGACAGGUUAGGGGCAGGUGGCGCCCCCAGCUUCUGUGGGCAGGGACAGGUGGGCAGAGUGCCACCUCCUCCCCGUGUACCUGGCCAUACAGAGGAGGCCGGUUCUGAGAUCACCACACAGGUCCUGGGGCUGGGACAAGCCAUGCAGGUGCCUAGAGCUGGAGAGGAGGCAGGCUGUGGGGUGGUCCCUGGCUGCUGGGGGAAGGGGCAGAGUGCGGGAGUGCGGGAGGCGCUGGUGGGACAGAGAGGCUGUGGGGGAGCCCCGCGACUGUGGGAGAGGGGGCAGUCAGUACAGGUUCCCAGGUUACUGGCCCAAGAGGCCAUUUGUGGGGAUAUCCCAGGUUUGUGGGGUAGGGGCCAGGCCAUGGGGGUGCCUAAUGUUGUGGGGGUCCCCAGAGAAGUGGAGAAGGACACAGCCUCGAUGGGUGUCCCAGGCCUGUGUCCCAGGAGGCAAGAAGAUGAGGAUGUGGGCCCUGGGAUGAUCCCUGCCUUGUGGGGCACGGGACAGCCCUCCAGGACACCCUGUGGUACAGAAGAGGAAGCUCGCUGUGGGGGUGACCCCAGAUUCAGGGAACGUGGACAGUCAGUGUGGGUAGAGACAGGUUGCAGGGGUGGCCCCGAGUCGUGGGCAGCUGUGCAGGCCGCAGAGCUCUGUGGUUCUGGAGGUGGCCCAGGGAUGUGGGGAGCCAGGCAGCCGCUAGAGGUGUGCCAGGCUGGCCUAGUCAUGGCGGAAGAGAGCAGCUGUGGUGAUGUGGUGAGGCUGUGGGACAGGCCACAGGCUCUGGGGGCAUCUCCAGCUGAGGCGGUGGCAGGGCUUGUCCGGGAGGAGACAUACAGUGGGGACACCCUGCGGGUGUGGGAAAGGGGGCAGGGCAUUGGGCAACAAGAGGUGCCUGUGCCCGCAGCAGCCGUGCAUCAGCGGGCAGGCUGCGGGGGUGUCUCCUGUCUGUGCGGGGCAGGGCAGACGUCAGGGCUGUUGGAGACAGUGGCAAUGCCCACAGCUGCAACUGCGCCCAGGCACAGAUGUACCGCUGUAGCUGGGGUUUGCACAGCUCUGGGCGGGCCCUCCAGAGUGUCCACUGCCGCAUGGGCAUGUGAGCCUUUCUGCCAGGAGGGUGGCUCCAGGGGUGUCUGGGACCUGUGUGGAAGGGCUCAUGCUGUCGCCAGACCCCCAGCUUCACGGGGGCCCAUGGCGGCUGAGGACCUAUGGUUCUUAGGGCAGGAUCCCGGUUCUGGGGCUUUCCCAGGUUCCUGUGGACCAGGACAGGCACUUGAGGCGCCUGGGCUGCUUUUGGAGGAGCCCAACUCUGAGGAUGUCCCAAGGUGUUGGAGAAGGAGGCUGAGUGACGGGGUUCCCAUGGCCCAUGAGGGAUCCUCAGCCCCUGGGACAUUUGCAGCCCUGGAGGUGGAGACUGGGCCUAGUGGCUUUUCAGAGAUGCUGGGAAGGAGAACGACCACCGGCAUACCUGUGGCUGCAAGGGUAGCCAUAGCUGGAGGGGUGCCAGGGGCUCCCAGAAUGCCCCAGUGUGCGCAGGAUGAAGCUGGCUGCAGCAGCAUCUCUGGUUUGUGGGGGAGAAGAGAGACAGUGGAGGGCCCAGCAGAUGCCAAGGCUCCCAGGAAGGCAGGGGUACCUGCCUCUGUUAGGCCACCUGGGCUUACAGGGGAGAAGACUGGCCCAGGGGGCGUCUGGUGCUUGACAGGAGGGAGGCAGCAGGCUAGGGUGCCUUCGCCUGCUGGGGCAGACAUACUGUCAGGGCGGGGCCUGGGUGGGUUGCCAAGAGCACAGACUGCAGAGGUGCCUGUGGUGGCAAGUGCUUCUGGGCUGCCGGGGCCAGCGGUGGGAGAUGGGAACUCUGAUGAUGGCCAGGGUGUGUGGGGCAGGAGAGCAGCCACCGAGGCGCCCACUGUUGCUGGGGCUCCUGGGCCCGUGUCUGGGGAAGAUGUCACCAGCCUGCGGGGGAGGAGGCAUAGUGGAACAGCCCCUGGGAUGGUGAGAGUACCCCUGCCUGUGGGGGUGCUUGCUGCUGUAGGGGUGCCUACAGCUGGGCAUGCACCCUCUGCGGUGUGGGUGACCGCAUCCACAGCAGACGAGGCAGGCGCGAGUGUCUCAGGUCUGAUGGAGGGGAGGACUCGGGCCACAGAGGGAGCGCCGUGCUCAAAGGAGAUUGUGGCGGGUAGAAGCAUGUGGAAUCCUGCAGGGAGGAGACGGGCCAUGGGAGUGUCUUCCAGCUGUGGGCAUGGGGCCAGGUUAUGGACCUGCCCGAGUUGUGUAGAUGAAGAAAUAGCCCCUGAGGAUGUGCCAGGAACAUCAGGGACAAGUACAGCAACUGUGGGUAUACCCCCAGUUUCAAGGCAGGAGAAGGGCCUGAGCCAUUUCAGAGAUGGCCCCCAGCAGAACUGGGGAGCACAAGUUGGAGAGGUGUGUAGUCUCAGAGUAAGGGGGCACAGUGUGGGGGAGAUGUACAUGGGGGAAGACAGAUUGAGGGGGUCUUUUCAGUAG
Molecule: messenger RNA, 3288 nt
Organism: Ochotona princeps (American pika)
Lineage: Eukaryota; Metazoa; Chordata; Mammalia; Lagomorpha; Ochotonidae
Product: collagen alpha-2(I) chain
Exons: 1
Coding region: 139-3288 (1049 amino acids)
Source: RefSeq, a predicted model, not a curated record